This is a messenger RNA of Laccaria bicolor S238N-H82, 717 nucleotides long. RefSeq lists its product as uncharacterized. NCBI's taxonomy places the organism in Eukaryota, Fungi, Basidiomycota, Agaricomycetes, Agaricales, Hydnangiaceae. The coding region runs from base 1 to 717 and encodes 238 amino acids. The transcript has 2 exons. The record is from RefSeq and is a predicted model, not a curated record.
AUGUGGGAUGUCCCCCAACCUCAAGGCAUCCCCGACAUUGAUGCUUGUCCCAGGCUAGAACUCCAAGAUAACGUCUCAGACUUCACGGAUACGUUGAAAUCAAUAUACGAUUCAUUCCACUUUGACAACCUCCCUCCCAACGCCGACCUCACCACCCUCCUCACAUUUCUGUCUGGUAUCCUCCGAAUCACUACCAAAUACAACAUGCAACAACUCCGAAAUAAAUGCAUUGCCCUGCUCUGCCAAAAAUUCCCAAGCACCCUCUCCGGUUGUGACGCAGUCAUCGCGGAACAAUACCAAUACACCCCCUCUACCAUCGUCCGCCUGAUCCCCCUCGCUCGGGAGAACAACAUCCCAGAAGUCCUACCCUGGGCAUAUUACAUCUGCACCCAAAUGUCGAUCCCUGAUCUCCUGGCAAACCCGGUUUUAUCAUGGCAGGACAAAGCACUCUGUCUUGCGGGGAAAGAGCGGCUAAGGGAGGCGCGGAAGACGACCACGCACCCGUUCUUGCUUGACCUGACGCGCUCGUUACAGUGCUCGGGGGGCACGUGCGCUACGGGGUUGAGGAGGCCCACUGCGAACUGGCGUGAAUCGGAAGAUCAGAGAUCGUUGCCGCAUCCGAUUGUGCCGUACCGCGAUUGGACAGCGCUUGGUACGUGCACGAGAUGUACGGCGGUGUACGAGGCGCAACGUAGGGUGGAGAGGGAGAAAGUUUGA